This is a messenger RNA of Thyridium curvatum, 1125 nucleotides long. RefSeq lists its product as uncharacterized. The coding region runs from base 1 to 1125 and encodes 374 amino acids. Gene Ontology annotation, molecular function: oxidoreductase activity, acting on the CH-OH group of donors, NAD or NADP as acceptor. The record is from RefSeq and is a predicted model, not a curated record. Lineage: Eukaryota; Fungi; Ascomycota; Sordariomycetes; Thyridiales; Thyridiaceae. The transcript has a single exon.
AUGCCGGACGCGGACGCCCCACCACCACCACCGACCCCCGCCAUCCCACCCGGGUCCUGGGUCGUCGUCACCGGCGCCAACGGCUUCAUCGCGUCGCACAUCUCCCUGGAGCUGCUCAGGCGCGGCUACCGCGUCCGCGGCACCGUCCGCGACCUAGCCAAGUGCGAGCCCUGGCUCGCCGGCGAGCUGUUCGCCGACUACGCCCGGGCCGGCGCCUUCGAGCUCGCCGGCGUGCCCGACAUCGCCGCGCCGGGCGCGUUCGCGCGGGCAAUCGAGGGCGCGUCGGGCAUCGUGCACGUCGCGUCCGUGACGAGCUUCGACCCGGACCCGUCCAACGUCGUGCCGCCGGCCGUGGCGGCCGCGACGGGCAUCCUGCGCGCCGCGCUCGCCGAGCCCUCCGUCCGGCGCUUCGUCUUCACGAGCUCGUCCAGCGCGGCGGCCAUGGCUACCGCGCCGGGGCACGUCGGCCGGGACACGUGGAACGAUGCGGCGACGCACCUGGCCAACACCAUGCCCAAGGAGGCGCCUGCCAAGGGCCCGAUCGUGUACAUGGCCAGCAAGGUGGCCGCGGAGAAGGCGGUGUGGGAGUUUGCGGACAAGGAGAGGCCGCAGUUCGCGGUGAAUGUCGUCAGCCCCUUUACGAACUUUGGGAGGGUGCUCCACAAGAAUCAGCCCGGGUCUACGACUGGCUGGGUCAAGAAGAUGUACUUGGGCCUGGAGGCACCUACCAAGAUGCUACCCAGCUGUGAGCAUCUCCCCGCAUGCUUCAAUUUGUUAUCUGAAGAAUCCGCAAAAGCUAAUGUCCAUCUUUCAGCCAUUUUCAUCCAUGUCGAUGACGUUGCUCUUUUGCAUGCAGCUGCGCUCUUGGAUCCCAACGUUAACAGUGCCCGCCUCCAGGCUUGGAACUCGCCCUUCAACUGGAGGGAUGUUGCCGCGAUCAUUCACAGGUUGUAUCCUGAUUCGAGAGUCAUCACAGAUGUCGAGGACUCGCCAAGGCCCACAUUGACAGCUGACACGGAGGAGCCGCUUAGGCUACUGAAAGCUUGGGGAGGCCGGGACGGGUUCAGGUCAUUGGAAGAGGCCGUCAAAGACACCGUGGACGGUGUGAUUCAAAACUCAGCCUAA